UCUCCCAGAGGGAGCGGUGGGAGAGGGAGGGAAGGGCAGAGGGAAGGUAGUGACACGUGUCAAUCAACCCCCCCCUGGGGGGGGCGCGCGCUCCGGGGCUCGCGCUGAGGGCUCGCGCCCCUGCCUCGUGCCUGCGCCGCUCGUAUGUAAAUGAGGGCGCGUGACGCGGGACGCAGAUGGACAAGGGAAGAGAGAGAAUGGCCGCCGCCGCCGCUGCUGCCGCCGCCGCCGCCGCUCAGUGCCGGAGCCCUCGGUGCGCGGCGGAGAGGAGAGGAUUCCGGCGGGAACUCGACUCUUGGCGCCACCGUCUCAUGCACUGUGUAGGUUUUGAGAGUAUUUUAGAAGGGCUUUAUGGACCACGGCUACGAAGAGACCUCAGUUUAUUCGAAGACUGUGAACCAGAAGAGCUGACUGACUGGUCUAUGGAUGAAAAAUGUUCAUUUUGUAAUCUACAGAGAGAAGCAGUCAGUGAUUGUAUACCAUCUCUUGAUUCUUCACAGUCAACACCAACGGAGGAACUAUCAUCUCAGGGCCAGUCCAACACUGAUAAGAUUGAAUACCAAGCAGAAAAUUACCUGAAUACACUCUUUCGAAAGAAAGGUAAUAUUGAUCUUCCUCAGAACUGUGAUCCUAACAUUCCCCUAGUUGCUCAGGAAUUAAUGAAAAAGAUGAUACGUCAGUUUGCAAUUGAGUACAUUUCAAAAAGCGGUAAAAUUCAAGAGAAUAGAAAUGGUUCAAUUGGACCAAGCCUAAUAUGUAAAAGUAUCCAAAUGAAUCAAGCGGAAAACUCCCUCCAGGAAGAGCAGGAAGGCCCCUUAGACCUCACUGUGAAUCGAAUGCAAGAACAAAAUACUCAGCAAGGGGAUGGAGUGUUAGAUCUCUCUACAAAGAAAACCAGCAUAAAAUCUGAAGAGUCAUCCAUAUGUGAUCCUUCUUCUGAAAAUUCAAUGGCUGGGAGACUACACAGAAACAGAGAGGACUAUGUGGAAAGAAGUGCUGAGUUUGCAGAUGGUUUGCUCUCAAAAGCUUUGAAAGACAUUCAGUCUGGAGCACUGGACAUAAAUAAAGCAGGCAUACUUUAUGGCAUACCUCAAAAAACUUUACUUCUCCACUUAGAAGCCUUACCAGCAGGGAAGCCUGCAUCUUUUAAAAACAAAACUCGAGAUUUCAAUGAUAGUUACUCAUAUAAAGACAGUAAAGAAACGUGUGCAGUGCUGCAAAAAGUAGCCUUGUGGGCAAGAGCUCAAGCAGAGCGCACAGAAAAAAGUAAACUAAAUCUACUUGAAACCUCAGAAUUAAAAUUCCCAACAGCUUCCACUUACCUCCAUCAGUUAACUCUACAGAAAAUGGUUACUCAAUUUAAAGAGAAAAAUGAAAGCCUACAAUAUGAAACUUCAAAUCCUACUGUACAGUUAAAAAUUCCUCAGCUACGAGUAAGUUCUGUUUCAAAAUCACAACCUGAUGGUUCUGGUCUGCUGGAUGUUAUGUAUCAAGUUUCCAAAACCUCUACAGUCCUAGAAGGAUCAGCUCUCCAAAAACUGAAAAAUAUACUCCCUAAACAGAACAAAAUAGAAUGUUCUGGGCCUGUAACUCACUCAAGUGUUGACUCUUAUUUUCUACAUGGGGACCUCUCUCCUUUGUGUCUUAAUUCUAAAAAUGGAACAGUUGAUGGAACCUCUGAAAAUACUGAAGAUGGAUUGGAUCGAAAAGAUAAUAAGCAGCCCAGGAAAAAACGUGGCCGCUAUCGGCAAUAUGAUCAUGAAAUAAUGGAAGAGGCUAUUGCAAUGGUAAUGAGUGGAAAAAUGAGUGUUUCCAAAGCACAAGGAAUUUAUGGGGUACCUCACAGCACUUUAGAAUACAAGGUAAAAGAAAGAUCUGGAACACUGAAGACUCCUCCGAAGAAGAAACUACGAUUACCAGACACUGGGUUAUAUAAUAUGACAGAUUCAGGGACUGGCAGCUGCAAAAACAGCAGCAAGCCUGUGUAGAUUACUUGUUAGGAAAAUGUUUGUGUGUAUGUGUGUGUGUUUGCGUGUGUGUGCGUAUGUGCACAGGUGUGUAUUUGUGUGUCUAUAUACACACAUGUGGGAAUUACAAAUGCUCACUCUGACAGGAGACAUGAAAUUUUACAGUUCAAAAACCACUUACAUGCCUUUUGAAAAAAAAAGUUUUAUUCAGGGUUUUCACUGUGGACAGAAUUAUAUAGUUGCUUACUUAAUUCUGAUAGUUUGUAUUUAAUCCUUGUAUAAAUAGGUGAAAAAGAUUCAGGUUUUCUUUAGUAGUCAAUAGCAUAAAGCGUUGUGGGAAAACAAGUAAUUGUCAAGUGAAACAUUUUUAUUGGUGAAAGACCAUUCCAGCCAUUCAGUUGAACCAUCUUAUAAUAGAAAUAUGAUAUUAAUAGUUUGCAGACAUUUUAUAUAACAUACUUACAGUUAUUGUAAGUAUGUCAAACAACCAAUCAAAGCUAAAUAGACAGAUAUCUCCAUAGUAAGAAAAAUUAAUAUAUACAGUAUUAUUACACUACAGUGCAUUCUAUGAAAUACAAAAUGCACUCAAGUGCAUCCACCAGGAAGAGAAGAGAAAACCUUAAAGGAUAUGUAUAAUGAAAUUUAAUAUUUAUCAUUUAAUAGUUGAUUUAGCAGGAAGUUGGGGUUUAUAAGGUAUAUACUUUUUAAAAAAAAACUGACACAUAGUUAACCCCAGCAGCUAUAGAAUCCUUUAAUAUAAGAUGGAAUACUAAGAACAAAAAAUAAUUUAAAUUUAAUUAUUAAAAUAAUUUAAUUUUGUUUUUCAUUUGAAAAAUAAGCUAAUGUGUAAGGUUAGAAAAGAAAGUUGGAAUGCAACUUAGAGCAUGUUUAUGAUGUGCACAGAAAAAGCUUGAGAAUGAUCAUUUUGGUUUAAAUGUGCUGGUUAGUUGAUGUUAUGACUACUUUAAAUUUUAAGGAUUGUGAUACACUCCUACUAUUGAAAAACCUCAGUGUAACUUUAAUAUAUUUGCUGCUGUGACAUUUCAAAACAUUUUCAGUUUAUCAAAAUGAAUUACAGAUUUCAUUUUGGUGGGCGAUACAUUAUCAUUUUGCUAAUAACCAAAUUUGCAGUUUGUUCAGGGUCUUGAAUAUAUUUACAGAUGUUUAACACUGAAGCUGUUUUGAACUUUCAGUAAUGUAAACUCUACUAAUUGGGUAGUUAGAAGCUGGGCAGUGCAUUUUAACUUUUACUAGACUCAUAAGAGAGACCAGUAAUUUUUAUAUAGCAGUUUUAAAAUAUGGGUCAAAGUAUCCAUGUUGGAUUUAUGGAGUAUGCAGUUUUAGUGGUAAAAUAUUAUAAAGCAUGUGCCUCCAUAUAAAGAAUGGGGAUUUGCUUUAUAUAUUCAGAAUUCUCCGAGCGCCCCUUUUCUGUUAAAAUUCAGGUUCUGGUCAUUUUUCUAAGCCAGUUUUCGUAAGUCCAAAAGGAAUAAUUAUAGCUGAAUUUUAAAAAUAAGUGCACCUUGUCAAAUACUUGUGUUUUUACACUUGUGUUUGUGUGUAUUUAAUAAUCACAUAUACAUGUAAUACUAAAGAGAUUUUUGGCUAUUACAUUUAAAAACUGCUUACAUAUGUUUAAAGAAACUGAAGAGAAGUUACACAACCAAGCAGUUAUUUGGUCUCUGAGAUCUAUACUGAACCCUCUUCAGCUAUUAAUGUUACCUGCAUACUAGGGUAUGAAUCCUCUUGCUCUUUUUUUGCCCCCCGAAGAAAAUAUACAUAAUAGAUUACAGAACAGCAGAUGUCAGGGUCAUCUUCCUUUUUAAAGAGUUAAGCCAUAUUUUGUGAGGGUCAGAACUUGGAUUAUUUAAUAUAUUUACCCCUUCCCCCACUGAAAAACAAAGGUAAAGUAAAUGUUUCAAAACAAUUUUAUUGACCUCUUUAUACAGAAUUUUACUUGCAAAACUUUGGGGGCUUGAAUGCAUUGCAUAAUAUUUAUAUUGUAUUGAGCUUUUUUAUUCCUCACACUAUAUUUACAUUAAUAAAUUGAUUGAGAAGUUUAUAGUAAAGGGAAACUUACAGAACACUUUUGUAUCAUUUAAAAGAUGACCUGACCAAAAACUUUACAGGAUUCAUAAAUCAGGGAUCAUUUUGCUAUUGACUUCACAGUGAUCAGUAGUUUUAUAGGUAAUAUUAUAGUUAAUUUGCAGCAUUUUAGUACUCGUAUUAUUUAUUUUUGGUCAGAAAUAGUAAAUUAAAUAUUUUUUGAUAGUUUAUAGGUAAUGUUCAACCCAUAACUUUUAAAAGAAACAAAAUGUUUCUAUUAUUGAGUUAACUUUUUGAUUAUACAAACUAGGAAAGGCAGGGAAAUUUAUGGGUUCCCCUUCUCCCCAGUGAUUCUAUUAAGUUGUUCUUUAUGUUAAACUUUCAAAGUACUUUAUAAAUUUAGUUACCAGUUACUAUUUAUUAAUUGACAAUUUUCUGAAAAAUCCAGUUUCAGCAGACUUUUAAUGAAGGUGAAAGCAACCCUUAUGUGCUUUCUACUUAUUUGAAUGUUCCUCAAGUAUUUUAUAUUUUAAAAAAAAAAAGAAGGAAAAAAAACAGUGCCUCUGUUUUUAGAAAACUACUGCUCAGUAAAGUUGUUUAAACCAUUUCUGGUAGCUAAUGACAAUUUUAUAUUAAAUUGUAUACUAACUUUAGUGAGACUGAUUUUUUAGUUGUUUACAGUACAAAUACUUGUAUUUGUUUUUUAAUUGCAGUAUUUCCAUUGUCGCAGUAAUUUGGUAAAACUCUGUGGCUGCCUUGAUUUUGACAGAUUUUGUUAAUAUAAACUGAUUGUUAGGCAAUUAGUUAUUUAUGCAUAAAUCAAUUGCACUAUAAUUCAUGAAUUAUUUAUUACAAUAUUUUCUAAUGAAUUCAUGUAUCUGUCUUGUGUUGUAAAUGUACUGUAAUUCUGUUCCUACUUUGUGUUGUUAUAUAUCUAAAUCUGAUUGUAUGAAUUUUAAUUGUUCAGUUAACGUGUUUCUAGGUUGUAAUUUGUAGUAAAGCACUUCAAUGCUUUUGCACUUAAAUUUACAACACUCUUGGUGUGUGAUUGAUUUACUCAUGCAGUAAAAGAAAAAAAAGAAAAGCAAAGAAAAAAAC
Messenger RNA from Lemur catta (Ring-tailed lemur), 5108 nucleotides. It is a transcript of the gene LCORL, whose product is annotated as ligand dependent nuclear receptor corepressor like. The transcript has 7 exons. Gene Ontology annotation, biological process: regulation of transcription by RNA polymerase II. The record is from RefSeq and is a predicted model, not a curated record. NCBI's taxonomy places the organism in Eukaryota, Metazoa, Chordata, Mammalia, Primates, Lemuridae. Gene Ontology annotation, molecular function: DNA binding. Bases 177 to 1988 code for a protein of 603 amino acids. Gene Ontology annotation, cellular component: nucleus.